GUGUUUUUACCAUUCGCCGAGUGAGCACACAUUUCGUCCUUUUUCAAAAACCCUACCGUAUGGGAAUUUAUUAAAAGAUAUUAUUUAUAUACACACAUAUUUAUUUGUAUAUAGAUACGAGUACAACAACAAUCCGUCGCAUAAUAACGAAUAACGAUUUACACACAGGGUACACGUUCCGCAAAGUGUCAUCCACAUCCGUGAAAUUUGUUCUCUCCUAAUUUAUUUUAUUGUUUUAUUUAAAACAAAAAUAACAAAAGAAAAUAAAGGAAAUUAAUUUGGGGUUUGUUUUAAAUUUUGUUUGUUUUUGGUUUUUUUUUUCUCGAUUGACCUGAAUUUAUGAUAUGUAAAUGAAAAAAUUAUGAUUUAAUUAAUAUUCUCAAAAAAUAACAACCAACUAAAUACAAUCAGAUUGUAAUUAAAAUGUUGGUAAUGUUAAAUUAAAGUUGGCAAAAGUGAAAACACGUUUUAUCGAUUCGAUUUAAAAUAAAAAAGUUAAUUUUCCAAAAUACAUAAAUGUAAGUGAUAUUAAAUUUGUUUGUCUUUUGAAAUUUAUGUGAUUAUUAAAACAUAAUAAAAUUAUAAAAUACACAAAAACAACAAACAGGAGUAACGAAAAUAAAUAAAACAACAACAACAAAAACAACCAAAAGAAAAAGAACAACAACAACAUUACGAAAACAUUGCCAGAUCCCAUUAAGGUCGACAAUGUUUGCGAACAACUUUUAUAUUCUACUUGGCAUUGUUUGCUGUUUACAGCAACUCAAUGUGAAUGCCUACCCAACAAUAAAUAUCCGUCGACUAUUUGAUUCAGCAAUUGAAGGCAGAUACAAAAAAAGUGAUAUAAAUUUUCCACAGCCUGACGAAGAUGUCCUUGAAUUGGAUCAUUUGAAACACGAAGAACAACAACAACCAAGCAUAGCCGAUGAAUCCAUUGAAGGAGGUGAUAUCCAUUUCGAAAUUCCAUCCGUCAAUGCGGCAGAGCAUCCAGUUGCCGCAAUACCAGCAUCACCAUCAGAAUCCGCAGCAGGAGUAGGAGCAGGAGCUGCAGAAGACACACCAAUCAAUCCUACAGAUUUAUUACCCGAACUAGAGCAGCAAUUGGAAGAGAUGACAACGGCAAAAACGAGUACCAUUAAUAACGCAGCUGCUGGCCAGCGGGAGGGUGAACAAACUCCUGAAGGUGUAUCUCAUCAUCGGCCACCGAUGUUGCCCCAUCAUGAUGGUGGCAAAGUUGGCAGUAGCCAACAACAACAGGCUCCUGUACAAACACCCGGAGGUGGAACAAAUAACGAAGAAUCAAUUGGAACAGUAGAAGGCAACGUCAACUCACCACUCUUGACUAAGCCAUUCUAUGGAGCUGCACGUUUAGCUUUCGGCCAAAAUCCAGAAGUUCCAUCAACAACAACAUCAACAUCAACUACUACGACCACAACCGUCCCAACAACAAUUAUUACAUCGUCUCCGACAACAAAUGAAAACAUUCCCGAGUCAAUUAUCACAUCGCCCCCAUCGGCUCAAUCAAUCGAAACAUCCGGUGUUCAACCGCCAUCAACUUCUGAUGAUGAUGGUGGUGAUUCCAAUCCCAACAAAAACAAGGAGCAUCAGGUCAAUCCACCAUCAUCACCCACAGCAUCAGGCGAACAUAAUAAUUCUAAUCUGUCGCCUUCGUCUACGUCCGCAUCGUCAUCUGUAUUGACUACAAAUUCCAAUGAGAAGGAACAACUUGGUGACACUUUUGUUCCACAAAUGGAAGCCACAAAACCCGGACCGGAACGUCGUUCCUUGAACGUGAUGCCUUUAAAGACGGCUGAGAACUUAUUAAAACACAAGGAUGGACAAUACUCUUCUUUUGAUAUGGCACAAUAUGUCUUCUGGACUGGUGAUGAAGCUGGAGUAGCAAGGGCUGUUGAGGAAUUCAUUGAACAAGGUUUGAUGUCCAGAGAAAAUGCCAUCAAAUUUUUGCGUGACAUACGUUUAGGGAUCGAGUACUUGCAGAGCUCUUAUGCCAAUCGAGUAUUCCCCGACCAAUUGAGGGACAAUUUUAUUAAGAAACACUCUCACAAUUCAAAUCCGAUGCAAACUCAAGCUCCAGCUACAACAACUUCAACGACUACAGCAGCACCAACAACAACCCGAAGACCAGUACCAUUGACCACUGAAAGGACAAGUUCUGUCAUCGCAAGGGAAUACUCCUCCGCUGCUGCUGGUGGUGGUGUGGCUCCUGGUAGUGGCCAUAAAAUGGUUUUAAAUCAUCAUUUGGACAAGACAAUGGAAAGUAUGCCAUCACUUAUGCGAUUACAAGAUGCCAACAAUGUUCAUCAUGAUAGAGAACGUUCCGAACAUGAUGAAGCAGCUGGUCGUGCUAAGAUAGCAAAAUUCCUUUACACAGAAUUCUCCUUGGAAGAAGUGAUUUAUCAAUUGGGCAAGGUAAUGUUCUCCGAGUCACUGGCUCAUGGUUCAGACCAAGCUCAACAGGAACUUCAGCGAUUAACAGACUUCUUGGAAGAAGAAGGCAGACAGGGAAUGAUAUCUCCAGAAUUGCAGAAGAAAGUUUUAGAUGUCUUGCUUCAAGCCCUCUCAGACACCUUAGUUGAACAUCCUGAACUUCUGGCGGCUGCACGUGCUAAUCUUGGCAGUUCUUUCGAAAAGCUUCCAACUAAUUCAUUGGAAUCAAAAAACUAAAUUCAAAAGAAUAAUAGCUCACACUAUAAAAAUAAUUGUAUCCUUUUAUCUCAAUAAAUAAAUAUUAAUAAAAUAUAACAUCUAAAUUAACAACUUAAGGCUAAAUUAUUAUAAUAUAUUAUAUACACACCUACAUAAAUAUAUAAUAAAACAAUAUGUACCAGAGUAUCAAAUAAUAAAAUAUUAUUAUAGACUAAAAAGAAACAUCCAAAAUGCGAUAAAUUUAUCAUAAACAAAAAGAAAAUUUCAAAUAAUAUUUACCAAAUAAAUUAAAAAAAAUAAGAUAUAAUAAAAUAUUUAUAUAUAUUUAAGAGAUAAUUUAUAUACAAAACAAAAUUUAAAUUAGAAUGAUUUUAUAAACAAAUUAAUACUCGUGAUCGUGACGUAUAUAUAAAAUAUACAUAUAUUAUAUAAAUAUUAUAAACAAAAUAUAUAUAAAUUUAAAUUAAAUUUAAUACCAUUGGCAUUAAUUAAUAGUUUAAUAUAUUUCGAACACCACAUUAAUAUUUGACUUGCAAUAAAUUAUUAUUUAUUAUAAACGUGCUCUGAAUAUAAUAUUAUAAUUAUACUUAUUUAUAUAUAAUUAUAUAUUUUACAUAUUUAAGGGAAUGGUAAAAUAAAAAGGGAGGAGGAAGAAUACGGAAUUAAUUGAUAAUAAUAUUAAUUUAGGGGAUGGCUUUAUGAAUAGCGCAUGAGUUUUAUAAAUAUAUUUAUUGUAUACAUAUAUCAUAUUGUUUUGUUAUUAAAAAAAAGGAUUUGUUUCAAAAUAAUUGCGUUGGAGAGUAAUUUAUAAAACCAUGAAAUUAUUAUAACAAAAAUUAUAAACCAUAAGCAAAUAAAUGUACAUGAAAUCACUGUGAAAUAAAAAAUUAGGUUUUAGGUAA
Molecule: messenger RNA, 3569 nt
Organism: Eupeodes corollae
Lineage: Eukaryota; Metazoa; Arthropoda; Insecta; Diptera; Syrphidae
Product: mucin-2
Exons: 11
Coding region: 709-2685 (658 amino acids)
Source: RefSeq, a predicted model, not a curated record